Cucurbita maxima (winter squash) is the source of this 2885-nucleotide messenger RNA. RefSeq names its product growth-regulating factor 1-like. The transcript is spliced from 4 exons. Gene Ontology annotation, cellular component: nucleus. NCBI's taxonomy places the organism in Eukaryota, Viridiplantae, Streptophyta, Magnoliopsida, Cucurbitales, Cucurbitaceae. Gene Ontology annotation, molecular function: ATP binding. Gene Ontology annotation, biological process: developmental process; DNA-templated transcription; regulation of DNA-templated transcription. Bases 916 to 2625 code for a protein of 569 amino acids. The record is from RefSeq and is a predicted model, not a curated record.
AGAAAGCUUGGUGGCAAGCAAGCAGUAGCAGGGGUGGAAGGAAUAUCUCAAAGGGACAGCGGGCCCAACAUCAGCGGUGUUGGUGUGGUCACGUGGCAAUGCAUCAAUCUUGUAACGUUCAUGCAACCACACGCCACCCGGCUGUGCCCCAAGUGGUGACAGACAAGACCCAUCGUCAAACCUUUGCAACCCAAAUUUAACAACUUUCUCAUCAUCAUCUCACCCACUUGUUUGAUUUCUUUGAAAAGAUUGUGUUUUUCUUUUGGGGGAAUUUGGGUUUUCAACUUAUUAGGCGUUUAACAAACCAGAUUCUGAUCUUCAUAUCAACUCAACUGCUACUCUUCAUACAUCUUUUGACCAGGAUUGAUUUUGAGUAUCCCUGGCCUGGCCUUACCUUCAAGCUACCCACUCUGCUUUUUGUGUUGGAUCAAUCUUUCUUGAGUUAAAUCACUAACUAAGCGCCCAACAAUGGAAUGAAUGGAGGGGUUUUUUCUUUUCCUUCUUUUUUUUUUUUUCUCCCUUUUUUCAUGUGGGUGUCCGGGGGAUUCAUUUGGUUGUGUUCAUUUAAUUUGUGUUAUGAAAAAGAAAAUUUUGUUGGGAAGAAGGGAAAAAAAGGGAUAAAUUUGUGGUAGCCUGUCUGCGAAGCUCGAGUGUUUUUGGUACUCCUACCUUUGUCUGUUCCCAACUUUCAACUCUCUCAAUUUCUCUCUCUUUCUCUCUCUCUGCAAUUAUUUUCAGCCCUUUAAAAAUCAGUUCCUUAUUCACAGUACACUAAACCCAACCCAACCCAACCCAACCUCAAGAUGCGCCUCUGUCUCCCUCUUUUCCAUCUUCUUCAACCUUCUCCUCUUUGCCCAUCUUUUUUUAUGAACUAAUGCUUACAAGAGCUUUUGUAGAUUGGUGGUUUUCUCUAGAAUGGACUUUGGGGUAGUGGGGUUGGAUAGUUUUGUGGAUUCUAGCGAUGCCCCUUCUCCUUACCCUGAAACUAAGCUCAAAUCUCUUGGAUCUGCUUUCUCUAAGCAGGAUAGAUCUGGGUUUGUUGAUGAUGAUGACUGGAGCAACUCCAAGAUUCCCAAAACUGAUACCACUCUCUCCGCUUCUAAGACAAUGCCGCUUCAUCAAGGCUUCCCUUUGCUGAGAUCUAAUGCUUUGCUCUCUACUGAUGGCCGCCAAAAGGAACACAUGCUUAGCUUCUCUUCACUCAAAUCUGACACUUCCUUGCAGACUAAAGACUCUGAGCUGAUUGCAAGGAAUCUCCAAACCUCCAUUUACCCUUACCAUCAACACAAAUCUUCACCCUACUCUAGAAAUACAGGAUGUGUUUCUGGAAGCUAUAGUGGUAGCAUGCAUGGGGCUGUAGCUGGGAUUAGAGCACCAUUUACACAAUCUCAAUGGAUUGAGCUUGAACAUCAGGCAUUGAUCUACAAAUACCUCUCUUCAAAUGUGCCUGUUCCUUCUAAUUUGCUCAUUCCCCUCAAGAAAUCUCUAUAUCCCUAUGGCUUGACCUGCUCUUCUGCCGGAUCCUUGCCUCCAAACACAAGGUGGGGUUCUUUUCAUUUGGGUUUCUCUGGCAACACUGAUCCUGAACCGGGAAGAUGUCGUCGAACCGAUGGAAAGAAAUGGCGGUGCUCUAGAGAUGCCGUUGCUGAUCAGAAGUAUUGUGAAAGGCAUAUAAAUAGGGGCCGCCAUCGUUCAAGAAAGCCUGUGGAAGGCCAGACUGGCCAUUCCGUCCCUGGGACCACUAAUCCAACAGCCAUGGUGGCAACGAUGACUACAUCGUUGUCAUCAACGGUGAUGCCCAGCGGCGGUGCAUCCAACAAUAACCUCCCUAUCAUUCAACACCAACACCAACUCAAGAGUUUGCAUCCCGGUGCUGCUUCCAAUCCUGGUGUUGACGCCCCUGUCAACAGGUUGCUAAACAAAGAAACUGUGUGUAGCAGAAUCCAGGAGCCUGGGGGCCUCUCAAUGAUGUCUUCCACCGUCAACCUUAUGUCAUCUAGUGAUAAAUCUGGUGCAAAACAUGAGAUUUCAUUAGGAGAAUCCACACAAUCUGAAUUUGGACUUGUUUCCACUGAUUCCCUCCUAAAUCCUUCACAAAGGGGCUCUUAUGCCAAUCCCAAGAACUUCGACUCGUUCCUAAUCUUCAACGACCAGGAAACUCAAGACCAAGCCCAACAUCCACUUAGACAGUUCUGUGAAGACUGGCCCAAGGAUCAGUCGAGUCGUUCGGUCAUGACCUGGCCAGAAGAAUUUAAGUCGGAUUGGACACAGCUCUCCAUGUCGAUACCAAUGUCGAAUUUCUCGUCAUCAUCAUCCUCACCAACCCAGGAGAAGCUAGUUCAAUCCCCACUCAGGUUGUCGAAGGAGGAGGUUGAGCCAAUGGACAUGAAUUUGGGGGUAAGCAGGAAUGAUGGUGAGGUAGCUCAAAAGCAAAUGUCUUGGGGAGGUUCAAUGGGGGGUCCUCUAGGAGAGGCAUUGACAAACGCCAACAGCUGUGUGAAGGAAAGUAAAGUGCCACCAUCACUGAACCUGUUGGCUGAAGGAUGGGAUGGUGGUCAGCUCGGAUCAUCGCCUACCGGUGUGUUGCAAAAGGCGACGUUCUGUUCCCUGUCGAACAGCAGUUGAGAGAAAAAGGCAGAUUGGUAAAGAAGGAAUGCAAAAAAUGGUGAACAGGAAAAGAUUGAGAAAAAUGGGAAGCAAGUAUGGAUUGAAGUCGGGACCUUUUUCUUUUUAAUUUUGUUCCAUUUGCUUUGCCAGCUCACUCUAAUAUAUUAUUUUUUUUUUUUACCUCUUUUUUCCAACUGAUUUCUUUGUUUGUUUGAUUUUCAAAAGUAUAUUGACUUGUGCUUAAUUAUAACUCCAAUAGGGAAUUCACGGUUGUUUUC